This is a messenger RNA of Acaulospora colombiana, 678 nucleotides long. Lineage: Eukaryota; Fungi; Glomeromycota; Glomeromycetes; Diversisporales; Acaulosporaceae. The record is from the annotation of a GenBank genome assembly.
AUGAGAUGCAUCUCUUUGAUAACGCAGAGAUUAACCAUAGCAACAUUGGGUGCGACACCGUAUAAGGGCUUGAAAAACAAAUUGCCGUGGAUGUUUAGAUGCUUGGGAUGUCCUUUUCUGGGCCUGUUUUACUAUUGUAAUGUGGGAACCCGAAGUUAUAAAUUUCAGGGUGAGGUCAUUGAAAUUGAGAUGAGCGCGUACUGGUUGGAUAGUAAUAGAUUUUACGAAGACGAAGACGAGAAAAUGGAAAAUGAAACAAGACGUCGAUGUGAAUACAGACCAUUUGGAUAUUAUGCUAUGAAAUUAUGCCCUAACAAUGAACAAAGAAUACUGUUAAGAGAGUGCAUCUCUGAUGCACCUAUCCUUGAUAGGUUUGCCUCAGUAUUAUCAGUGUAUCAUAUAAUUGUGGGAAUAGUUUCGGGCAUCUAUCUGCUUUAUGGAUGCCUCAUUAAUGACUGGCCUCACAUUCCUAUUGCAUUGUCAUGGGUACUGCCAGCCGUCUGCGUGAGAAUAAUUGGCGGAAAGGUAGUGUCCGUAGAUCCAAAUUAUAUAUUAUUUGACAAGACUGAACUAGAAUUAGUAUCCAUCGAUCCAGUAGAAGAAGGGGCAGUAUCCAUCGAUUCGGAUUUAAUUCCUAAAUUCAGUCCGCUGCUACAACAUGCCCCUGGGCAUCAGUGA